This is a messenger RNA of Monoraphidium neglectum, 561 nucleotides long. RefSeq lists its product as hypothetical. NCBI's taxonomy places the organism in Eukaryota, Viridiplantae, Chlorophyta, Chlorophyceae, Sphaeropleales, Selenastraceae. The transcript is spliced from 4 exons. The record is from RefSeq and is a predicted model, not a curated record. The coding region runs from base 1 to 561 and encodes 186 amino acids.
AUGCCAAACUGGGCGGACGCGUUUGCGGAUCCAAAUUAUGUGGCAUAUGCGACCAUCGUCAAGCCAGCAAACGCGCGGCCCUCCAAAAAGAAGGUCGUUGAGGUCGAGGAGGUUAUGUACGAUGACGUCCUUACGACAGUCGACGACCCAGAGAUCUCGGGAGGCCAGACAUUCCAACAAAUCCGCAUCGCCGUCGGCGACUGCGUGCUGACCUACACUGGCGCGGGCGGCAGGGGCGCCGGCGUCAGGCCGGCCGGCGCGCCGUUCAUCGGCCGCGUCGCGGGCAUCGAGCUGCUCCCGUCGCGCGAGUGGCCGGGGCUCAAUUCGAAGACCAACGGCGACCCGGCGGUGGUGCUGAGGAGCAUGGGGCCCGCGGACCGGCAUUGGGUGGAGCUGCAGGAGCGCAAGGGGCGCCUGCCGGCCAAGUACUUCCGGCUGAGGGCGGGACGCGCCGCGGCCGGCGCGGGCGCAGGGAGGGGGGCCGUGCGCAACGGCGGCGCUGCAGCCAGCCGCGCGUGGCCUGCCGCGGCCGAGCCGCGCAGGCGCCUCCGGCCGUGCUGA